Molecule: messenger RNA, 435 nt
Organism: Drosophila subobscura
Lineage: Eukaryota; Metazoa; Arthropoda; Insecta; Diptera; Drosophilidae
Gene: Cpr62Ba
Product: cuticle protein 7
Exons: 2
Coding region: 5-433 (142 amino acids)
Cellular component (GO): extracellular matrix
Source: RefSeq, a predicted model, not a curated record
ACUCAUGACCACGUGUCCGGUCAGGAUGGCAUUUGGCUACCUCUUACUCUGCCUCUGGCUGCUCCUACAGAUUGCGCAUACGCAGCGCGUGAUGGCCGCAUAUAUUGAAACUUAUAAUGAUUAUGGGCACAACCACGAUGAGCAAAGGCUCCACUACUCGCAUCAAUAUCACAUUUCCGAUCUGCAGAGCCAAGUGCACAUUCUGCACCGAGAACAGCGGAGGGGAGAUCAUGUCCUGGGCACAUACAGCCACCUGGAGCCUGGCGGAUACAUACGCAGCGUUCACUAUGAAGUGUGCGGACCCCAUCGUGGCUUCAAGGCUGUCAUUCAGCAGCGAACGGCGCACAGUCGAGUGCAUCAGUCCCUGGAGCUGCGGCGCAAGCAACCGCCUCGGGCCCUGGCCCUGGCGCAGCCUGUGGCAUUUGUGGUUUAAAC